AUGGAGACGAGCCCUGGCGGUGCUCCGGGAUGGCUAUUUACUAUAAAGACCACCGAAUGGUUCGCCGGCGCCGGAGGAGGAGGAGGAGAGCGAGAAGGAGAAGGAGGUGGCUGGCUGCCAUCAGGUGGCGAAGAACCUGCUUGGUCAACGUUACCAUUCCAUCCUGGCGGCGGCGGUGGAGAUGAGCGAGGCGGAGGGCUCCGAGAGGAGGAUGAAGACGGAGAAGGCUCUGAGUCUUCCGACUGCUCCGGAGGCGAUGACCGUUUCGGCGGCGGCGAAGAGUCGGUAUCUUCGCCGUCCCCGGAAGACUCGUCGGUCGGCGGCGGAGGUGAAGAGUCGGAUUUUCCACCAUUCCUGGAACUGGAAGGUCGGGAGGGCGACGAAGACGGCGACGGGGAUGAUUUUGAUUUUGAUGGUGGAGGAGACCGACGAGAGGACUGCGAGCUUUUAGAAUCAGAGGGAGAUGAAUCUUGCGAGUCCGACGAUGACGAGGAGGACCUCGAGCCUCCAUCUUCGUCGUCUGAAGAUGGCGGAGAUGGACUAGACGAGUCGUCGCCAUUCUCAUCUGAAGAAGAGCCGGAUGAUCUCGAUGACCGUCGGGGUGGAGGCGCCUUGGACUUGGACUUGGACUUGGAACCAUCGGACCGAUCAUCGCUUGAGUCCUCUGAUGAUGAACCUGGCGACGGGGCUAGUCUCGGCAUGCCUUCUCUAUGA
Molecule: messenger RNA, 714 nt
Organism: Aegilops tauschii subsp. strangulata
Lineage: Eukaryota; Viridiplantae; Streptophyta; Magnoliopsida; Poales; Poaceae
Source: RefSeq, a predicted model, not a curated record